Molecule: messenger RNA, 3646 nt
Organism: Ctenopharyngodon idella (grass carp)
Lineage: Eukaryota; Metazoa; Chordata; Actinopteri; Cypriniformes; Xenocyprididae
Product: trace amine-associated receptor 13c-like
Exons: 3
Coding region: 508-1596 (362 amino acids)
Biological process (GO): G protein-coupled receptor signaling pathway
Cellular component (GO): membrane
Molecular function (GO): G protein-coupled receptor activity
Source: RefSeq, a predicted model, not a curated record
GAGAGAAAAAGAGAGAUAGUUAGAGAAUUUCAGACAGACUAGGUCAACAAGGAGUGAGAGGCUGCAAUUUAGAGUGGGAAGUAGAAAACGUGGAAGGUGAGACAAAGGAAGGAAGGGAUGGUAAGAAAAACAGGGGAGUACAGAGGGAUAACAAGUCUGACAGAGAGAGAUCAUUUCAAAAGCUAGCUCUUUCCUGUAUGUGUGAGAGAUUUAUCUGUUUUCUGAUGGGAGAUUGUGUAUUCAACCAGGAAUCAAACAGGACUCUAUUGUACAUCUUGACUGGACCAAAACUGGCUGACAGUGGCUUUUAUCUUGUUCUUUGCUACUCAGAAACUGUUUUCAGGAAUAUAAAAUACAGGGUUGUAAUUCACUGCAAACAACAAAAAAAACCCAAAAUACUGACUUGAUUAGCCCGUCUAUAUCAGUGCCUGCUAGAGGCAUGAAGACUGUAGGAAGGUUGCACUAUUGGACAACUUUGGUGUACCCAGGCGAUCUCAACUUGGGAUAAUGGAGACUGCUAACCAGACUGUGACUGAAUAUCCAUGGGCAGGACAAACUUUGGCACCUCUCUGCACAGCCCGCUGCUGUGGACUGCUAAACCGAACGUUGGCAGUCAUGCUCAUGGUCAGUCUGGCCUUCGCCAUAGUGGUGGGAAACGUGGUGACACUUACUGUUUUCAUGCAGAUCCGGCAUUCUCGGACACCACAGGGCUACCUCAAAGUGUCCCUGGCCAUCGCCGACAUGAUGGUUGGAGUCUGGGUGGUACCAUUUUCUGUAUACACCGAAAUCUCUCUCAUGGUGACCAGCACUCCACCGACGUGGUACCAGGGCAUCUCAACAGCCUCACUGGAGGGUGGAUCAGGGCCUUGGCAACCCUGCAUGCUGAUUGGUCCAGUUUUUGCUGGAUGCACCUUUGUCUCGAUUAGUACCAUCUUUCUGAUGACAGUGGAGCGAUGUGUGGCAAUCCUGCGUCCGCUGCAUAAAGAUGCUCUUGUGACACGGCAUCGUACCCUGUUCCUAAUUCUCUUGUCCUGGGCAGGCAGCUUCUUACUGGCCAUGGCGCCGCUCAUGCUGAGCAACAGCUUCACACUGGAGUACAACGAAUGCAGCCGAAUGUGCAACUAUGCACCCUUACUAAUCGGGAAUCAAUUGCCUCCAGAUGCAAACAUCCUUCUGCUGUUUCCAGCCUUUGACUUCAGUUUACUAGGUGGCACAUUAGCCGUCAAUAUCCUGUCCUUCACCAGUAUCCGCCGUUACUCCCGCAAACGGAAGCUGCUCUCUGAGGGAAGUCUUGGCACGGACGCAGGAGCUGGUGGGUGUCCCCAUAGACCCUCUUUUUCUGAUAUCAAAGCAGCUAAAACCAUUGGAAUCCUCACCUUUGCCUUCACAGCCUCAUUCUCUCCUAUCGCCGUGUUUGUGCUGGGGAAUGUAGUGGGAUACACCUGGUGCAACUUCUCCUUUUUUGCUUUUUGGAUUCUGACAGGCAACAGUUGCUGCAAUGUGAUCAUUUACAGUGUGCGGGACAACCGUUUUAGGAAAGGGCUGACCUUGCUCUUUCAGCGGGAUAGAUCGCAGCCUCACUCAGAGAAAAGCUGAGGUUUUUAGACCUCUAGUAGGGCACUGGCUGGCACUGACUUCACUUUCUGUACUUCAUGUCACUUUCUACGGAGCCCGGGACAUGAUAAGCAGACAAAAAUAUAUAUCGUGACCACGAAUUAAGAAUUUGUUAAGUUGUUCCCUCAUUUUUAUUUAACUAAUGCCAGCUUAGCAUUGGUUCUUACGAUCAGAUUAUGUGAUUUAGAUUAAAUUCUAAAUUCUUGUUGUGUCAUGGAUGAGAAACAUUGUGCAUGAUGUCAUUGAGAAGGUGGAACUAGCGACUGAUUUUCGGAAACAAGAGCGUAAACAAACAAUGGCUACCGAAGUGGCGUGUUAGCUUAAAGCUAAUUCCAGUGUUGCUGAAGCGCCUCCGCUAUCGUUCGCCAGCAUUUCUCUUUUUUCACUCGGUCUUGGUCAUCCUUCGAUGAAACAUCAUAAAGGCAGGGGUAUUGUUGCCAUAUCUCCACAAACCUUUCCUCCAGCGGAAACAAGGGGACAGUUAAGAGAAGCUGAUUACCAGACCUAAUUGUUCUUUUGGGAGAGUAAGUAAUCAGAAGGUAGCUAAUGUAUUUUGGUCAAACGCCAGAUAAAGCCUUGUACACGAAAACAGCAAUUUUAAAAUCAAUUCUAAACUUUACAGGAAGCCGAUGUAAGGUCACUAAAAUGGGAGAAAUGUGAUCCCUCUUUUUUGUGCCGGCAAGAAGUCUCGCUGCAGCAUUUUGGACAAUUUGCAGGCGGGAUAUCGCAGUUUAAGGCAGGCCACAGUACAGGGAAUUACAGUAGUCCAGGCGUGAUGUUAUGAGAGCAUGGAUUACGGUCUCUAAAUCUUUCAGAGAUAAAAACUGUUUUAAUUUCGCAGUCAGUUUCAGAUGAAAGAAACUGCAUAUAAAGUGAAAAGAGAAGGGGGCCUAAAGUGGACCCUUGGGGCACACCGCAUAAUAGGGGAACCGACGAAGAAGAGAACUUCCCAAUGCUCCCAUGCUCGUCAGGUGUGACGGAACCCGUCGUGGAGGACCCAAAAAAACUAAACAUGCUAGUCUUUCUGUCGGGACGUCGUGAAGUGUUGCAGACACGGCGUUGGUUAUCAUCCACUAUGACACAUUUACAAGAUAAAACAAUCGAUUCUUGUGUCCCGGCAGCCAUUGUCGUUUACGAAUCACCACGACACCCUACAUCAGAUGGAUCACGUCAAAAUUGGGCUGAUAUUGUGUAGCCUAAACCCGGCAUAAAACAAGGAAACAAAUUAUUACAACAUGGCCACGGUUUAGUAAAACGAGGGAACAAAUUAUUAUAUUGUGCGCAUGAUUUACUUAAAAUGAGGGAACGAAUUAGUAAAACGUGCUGACGUAUUAGUAAGUCUUGGGAACAAAUUGUUAAUUCAUGGCCACGAUAUACAUAUUUGUUCCUGCAUGUCAUGUGUGGCGCUCAAUAACUUUAGCCUCAAGAGAUUAAGUUUGUUUGAUCUCUUUCACAAAUGGUUCAGGGACAACAAUGAACAUCAUUCCAAGAACUGUGGCAGUUGUCAUUAUAUAUUUUACAUUGGAUUAUAGUCUUUAUUAGCAAAUCCUUGCAGUUAUUUAUUUUUUUUAUUCAGUGCAGAAUAUCAUAUUAUUAAAACAUCUUAUUGUGUGCCGUUGUACAUAAGACAACAGAUGCCUUAACGAUUAUUGUUUUGUGUAUCCAACAUAAACCUGUAAAAUAUGUUUGUGAGACAUUUUUGAAUGUGAUUUACUGAAACACCUCACACAUUUUUUCUAAGGUGAAAAGUUCUAGAUGCUCUGUAAAAAGUUAUUUCUACCAAAUCUGACUCUGAAAAUGAUUUCAUUGGUGUAAUUGUGAGUCAAAUUCAUCAUAUUCAAUACUCAAUCAAAUAACUGACUUGAAUAUUUUUUUUUUUGAAAACACAAAAUACAGUAUUAUAGAUUCUUCUUUCCACUUUUAGAUUUUCAUUUCUAAAAAAUUAUAAAGUAAAAAAAAUACGUAGGUAUAUACUUUUUGUAAUAACUGGUGGGCACUCUUAAAACUGUGAAGUACAUAAUCAGUGCAAUCA